CGCUGCUGUUGUGGAAAAAAUAUAUAUAUAAUUUAUUCCCGUUAAUUUUCGGAAAGGGGGAAAAAAAACCCUAUAAUAAUCUUUAAAAUGGCCGCGGCAACCGCGGAUCUGAGCGAUUCGAGUGCCAUCAAUAAUAACAGCACCGACUGCGGGGCCCGGGCCCUCUUGGCCCUCAAGUCGGCUCCGUGCAGCCCGUCCCGGCUCCAGGUUCACUGGGAGCCCGAGGAGGAUCUGAACGGAGGAGGAGGAGGAGGAGGAGGCGGCGGCGGCUCCGGCGGCUCCUGCUCGGCCCCGGCCCCCCUCCAUCAGCAGCCCGGCGGCAGCGGCGGCAGUGGCAGUAGCGGUGGCGGCGGCCCCGGCCCCGGCCCCGGCUCCGGCUCCGAGGUGCUGGCCCGCCUGGAGGGCCGCGACUUCGAGUUCCUCAUGAAGAAGCGGAGCGUGACCAUCGGCCGCAACUCCAGCCAGGGCCAGGUGGACGUCAACAUGGGCCACUCGAGCUUCAUCUCCCGCCGCCACCUGGAGAUCUUCCGCGGCGGGGAUGCCGCCACCGCCGCCGCCCCGGCCGGAUUCUACCUGAAAUGCCUGGGCAAGAACGGGGUGUUCGUGGACGGCGUCUUCCAGCGGAGAGGGGCGCCGCCUCUGCAGCUCCCCAGAGUAUGUACCUUCAGGUUCCCGAGCACAAACAUUAAGAUCUCAUUUACUGCACUGUGCAGUGAAAAGAAGGAAAAACAGGAGGCUCCAGAAUCUCCAGUGAGGCCAGUCCAACCACAAAUCUCCCCUCUGAAGAUAAACAUUCCAGACAACAUAGCUGAUCUGAUCAGUCCCCUCCCUUCUCCUACUGGAACAAUCAGUGCUGCAAACUCCUGCCCCUCUAGUCCAAGGGGUGCAGGUUCUUCUGGCUACCGGAUAAGUCGUGGACUUCAUUCUGACCUGCAAAUAAUGUCUGACCACGGACAGAACAAUUCUGAGAAUGAUAAGGAAACAUCAGAUGGAGACAGCCCAAAGGAUGAUGCCAAGCCACCCUAUUCCUAUGCACAGUUAAUAGUUCAAGCCAUCACAACAGCACCAGAUAAACAGCUUACAUUAAGUGGAAUCUAUACACACAUCACAAAGAACUAUCCAUAUUACAGGACAGCAGACAAAGGCUGGCAGAAUUCUAUCCGACAUAAUCUUUCCCUGAAUCGCUACUUCAUUAAGGUCCCACGUUCCCAGGAGGAGCCUGGGAAAGGCUCAUUCUGGAGGAUAGACCCUGCUUCUGAAAGCAAACUAACAGAGCAGGCCUUUAGGAAAAGAAGGCCCAGGGGCGUGCCCUGCUUCAGAACUCCAAUGGGACCUCUUUCUUCCAGAAGUGCACCAGCCUCUCCAAGCCAUCCUGGUGUGUUUUCCUCACACUCCAGUGGUGUACAGACUCCAGAGAGCCUGUCCAGGGAAGGCUCUCCAGUCCCCACAGAUCAUGAAUCUAACACUGUGCAACCCAAGUUAGCAGUAAUACAAGAGGCAAGAUAUGCUCAGAGUGCACCAGGAUCACCUUUGUCCGCUCAGCCAGUUUUAAUCACCGUCCAACGGCAAAUUUCACAGUCCAUGAAACCUGUUACAUAUACCGUGGCCACACCUGUUACAUCAACGUCCCAGCAGUCCAUGUUGCAAACUGUUCAUGUGGUUCAUCAGAUACCGACUGUGUCUGUUACUAUGGCUAGCCUGGCAGCAAACAGUUACACUGUAGCAAACCAGGCAGUUGUGACACAGGCUAUGGUCAGCCAGGCUAAAAUGGAGCGGCCAGAAAAUGGGGAACAUAAAGAAGUGAAAGUCAAAGUGGAGCCUAUUCCUGCAAUUGCACCAGCUUCGAUAGGCACUGCUAGUCGCUUCAUUCAGACUUCACAGGGUACACCCAUACAGACAGUUACUAUACUACAACAGGCUCCUUUGGGCCAGCAUCAGUUACCCCUUAAACCAGUUGCACAGAAUGGAACACACGUGGUGCCCAUCUCUUCAGCAACACAAGGACAACCUAACACUGCUGCUGCAAGCCCAUUACACAUGUUGGCAACCCAUGCCUCCGCAUCAGCAUCCCUUCCCACAAAACGCCAAAAUGGAGACCAAGGAGAGCAGCCAGAGAUUAAACGUAUCAAAACGGAAGAUGGAGAAAGCAUACUUGUUGCUGUCAAAGUGGAAGCCCCAGCUGUGGCUGCAAAUGUACACAACAGCCAAAACUAAAGACUGGGGAAUGGGAAACGAUGCUUAAUUUUUAUCAAAUGCAAGGUGCCAAAUGGACAAGUCUACCUUAACAUCUGGAACUUCAGAAUGUGUUGACUCGUUAUGGGUUUAGGGGACCUGUAUGAGUGACUGUAAACUGUAGCACUGAGAAACAGGAAGCCUUAAAACACAGGAAUAAAUUAAGGAAACUGAACAAAUUUAAAAACAUGACUCCCCUCAUAAGAGGCUGUUCCUCCUGCUCAACUACCUCAGUGCUCACUGGGAAAGGGAGAGACGGGAAGGGCCACAGCUAGCCACGCACAUCUGAGGUUCUUCAUCAGAUACUUAAAGACUUGAGCAGACCAGUGUGACGGCAGCAUGGCAAAUGCUUACUGUACACCAAUUACAAAAGAUUGUAUAUUACAUAAAGGAAACAAAGGUGUGGACCCAUUUCCUACAUCUGGCAGCUAGCCUUUAAUGACCUACCUAAUGCAGUUGUUAGUAAAUAUGCAGUAUUUUGUUCACAUGUGGAAUUAGGAUAUUUUUGGGUGUAUUUCAUUUCUGCAGAUGAAAAUGGGGUUACUAUUAUUUCAGAUCACUCCAUUUUAUAUUUCAGAAGCUUUGGAAUCACAACUGUUUUCGUACGUAAAUUUAAUUUUAUGUUCAGUGAAAAUGAAUGUAGUUAUGUUUUUUUAAAUAACCAAUGGAGUGGUUAAAAGUUUACUUCAGUCUGUUUAAAUCCAGAUAAAUCUACUUUACACCUGCAGAUUUUCAUAUUUUAACAGAUUCCUGAUGAAUUUAAUCAAUUUUUAUUAAUGUGUAGUGAUCAAAUGCUUCGGGUUUGCAUGUUUUGGGCAAGAAGCCAAUGUAACUGAGCCGUUACCUGACCUAAAUGAACAGCUAUUAAUUUGA
Messenger RNA from Carcharodon carcharias (great white shark), 3105 nucleotides. It is a transcript of the gene foxk2b, whose product is annotated as forkhead box K2b. NCBI's taxonomy places the organism in Eukaryota, Metazoa, Chordata, Chondrichthyes, Lamniformes, Lamnidae. The record is from RefSeq and is a predicted model, not a curated record. The coding region runs from base 88 to 2214 and encodes 708 amino acids. Gene Ontology annotation, molecular function: protein binding; RNA polymerase II cis-regulatory region sequence-specific DNA binding; DNA-binding transcription factor activity, RNA polymerase II-specific. Gene Ontology annotation, biological process: regulation of transcription by RNA polymerase II. The transcript is spliced from 9 exons.